GCACAUAGUUCAUCAGCCAAUAAGAAACGAAGCGAGGAGGGCGUUAGGGUGAAGGCGUAUCUCAGGAGAGAAGAUGGAUUUUCAACAGCAUGGAUACCGGGCAACAAAACCCAGAGCCAGAGCAUCUCCUCCCAGUGGCCCACUUCUUUUUGAUGACACCAGUUCUGGGCCCAUGAACAACCAGAACUACUACAGUUCGGGUUAUAAUAUGGCUGAAGUGCCAGCGGGUGGUCAAGAGCCUGGAGUUGGCAGCCUCUUUGGAGAUCCGAUGGCCAAUGCUGCCAUGAUGUAUGGCUCAUCACUUGCCAAUCAAGGCAAGGAUAUUGUGAACAAAGAGAUUAACCGAUUCAUGCCAGUGAACAAGCUGAAAAAUUUAUUUGCAGUUGAUACCAAAUAUGUCAUGAAGAAACUGAUGAUUCUCAUUUUUCCAUACACGCAUCAGGACUGGGAAGUACGUUACCACAGAGACACUCCUCUCACACCACGCCAUGAUGUCAAUGCUCCAGAUCUCUACAUACCCACAAUGGCUUUUAUCACCUACAUUUUGCUGGCAGGAAUGGCUUUAGGAAUCCAGAAACGAUUCAGUCCAGAGGUUCUGGGUUUGUGUGCAAGCACAGCUCUGGUGUGGAUCAUUAUUGAAGUUCUAGUCAUGUUGCUCAGUCUUUACUUGCUCACCGUUCACACAGACCUCUCGACAUUUGACCUUGUUGCCUACAGUGGAUACAAAUACGUGGGGAUGAUUUUAACAGUGUUGUGUGGACUGCUCUUUGGCAGUGAUGGCUACUUUGUUGCUCUUGCUUGGUCUUCUUGUGCCCUCAUGUUUUUUAUUGUUCGUUCUCUAAAAAUGAAGAUCCUUUCUUCAAUCUCAGCAGACUCCAUAGGUGCAGGAGGGAGUGUCAAGCCCCGCUUUCGCUUGUACAUCACUGUGGCAUCUGCUGCCUUUCAGCCAAUCAUCAUUUACUGGCUCACCGCUCAUUUGGUCAGAUGACCUACAGUAUUUAAUUCUAUGAAGGAACUUAUAAAAUGACAAUGCUGGACUGGGAUGCCUUCAAACUUUGGCAUUGUUAUAUAAAGGAAAAAAAAGUGACUUACCAUGAUUGUGUUUUUUUCACAGAGGAUUUGUGUGGUCUGAUCUUCAAUAUUGGCUUCAUCUGCAGAUCAAUUGUUGAAAAUAUAAUUUAAGUUUUACAGGAUUGUGUUUUUCUGCCAUUUCACAUGGAGAAAUGGGAAAAUUACCAUUUGACUGCUAUUGUGACUUUGCCAUGCUGUUUUAGUGUCACAAAAUCCAGACUUCCUUUUUAAAGGGAUAGUUCGGCAAAAAAAAAAAAAAAUAAGAUUUUGUCACCCUCAUGUUUUUCCAAGAAAAGAAAUACUAUGGAAGUCAAUGGGGGCUGUCAACUGUCUGUUUACAAGACGGUUGUAUCUGAUCUUUUUUUGUGUUCAACAGGGGAGAGAAACUCAUACAGGGUUGGAAAAACAUUAGGGUGGUGAAAUGACUAUUUCUUUGGGUGAACUAUCCCUUUUAAGAGGCAUGCUAAUCUAUCUGCCCUGUGAUGUGAUUCUUGUGUGAUGUGCAAUUGGUGAACACAUGGUCAACUCAAGUGCCCUUCUUUUCUGGUUAUCUGUGCAUGAAUAGCAGUGUUCCUCUUUAUAGCUAAAUAAAGUCCAUAAUUUAGGCCUUU
This is a messenger RNA of Pimephales promelas (fathead minnow), 1682 nucleotides long. RefSeq names its product Yip1 interacting factor homolog A (S. cerevisiae) (gene yif1a). The record is from RefSeq and is a predicted model, not a curated record. Gene Ontology annotation, cellular component: endoplasmic reticulum membrane; endoplasmic reticulum-Golgi intermediate compartment; Golgi membrane. Gene Ontology annotation, biological process: endoplasmic reticulum to Golgi vesicle-mediated transport. Lineage: Eukaryota; Metazoa; Chordata; Actinopteri; Cypriniformes; Leuciscidae.